GACCCAAAAAAAAAAAAAAAAAAAAACGACAAAGAUAGUUUUGUUCGUGUGUUUGUGUUUCUGUGAAAAACCAAAACUAUGAGGGGAGGUGGUCAUGUUCCGAAUAACCCACCACCCAAACCGGGUCUAUCCAUAACCGAUGAAGAUGCAGACACGGCCCGACCCAUCUCCGCCCCUCACCGGAAGAAGGCCACGGGGGUGAGAGCUUGGAUGGUGGUGGACUCCACGGGCCAAGCGGAGGUGAUUGAAGCUGGUAAACAUGCUAUCAUGAGACGAACGGGUCUGCCCGCCCGUGACCUUCGGAUCUUGGACCCGCUUCUCUCGUACCCGUCAACCGUGUUAGGUCGAGAGCGAGCAAUUGUGAUCAAUCUGGAGCACAUCAAGGCUAUCAUCACAGCCCAAGAGGUUCUCUUGCUUAAUUCUCGUGACCCAUCUGUCACCCCUUUUGUUGAAGAGCUUCAGAGAAGGAUUUUGCGUCAUCACCACGCCACCACUGCUCAGGAGGGCAAUGGUGAUGAUUCAAACUGGUCAAAUUUGUAUGACUUGGGAGAGCCACAAUCAAGAACCGGUAGUCCUGUAAAUUUAUCUCAAGGGUUUCCACAGUUUCAGGAUCAGGAUGAGGAAGGCAAGGCAGAGGGGAAACAAGGCCUUGACAAUCAAGAUGGAAUGAAAGUUCUUCCAUUUGAGUUUGUUGCAUUGGAAGCAUGCCUUGAGGCUGCUUGCAGUUGCUUAGAAAAUGAAGCAAAGACAUUGGAGCUGGAGGCUCAUCCAGCCUUAGACAAGCUGACUUCAAAGAUUAGUACGCUUAAUUUGGAGCGUGUCCGGCAAAUUAAAAGUCGUUUGGUUGCAAUAACUGGACGUGUUCAAAAGGUUAGGGAUGAACUAGAACACUUGCUGGAUGAUGAUGAAGAUAUGGCCGAGCUGUAUCUUACGGAGAAGUUGCUCCAACAAAACCUUGAAAAUUCAUCUGCUUCCACUCUAAGUGAGAAUGACAACAUGGAUGAUGAAGUUCUUGGAUUAGACGUGGAUGAUAGAAUACCUGCUGAAAUCUCAGCAGAAGCUGGCAGGGGUUCUGCUAGUUACAAAAGUGAACUUCAAAACAUCAACAAUUCCCUGGAGCAACCAUAUGGUGUGUCUAAAGCACUUAGUAGGGACAGCCAUGGGAUCCAUACUAGUACUACUCACAGUGUUACAGGCAAGCACCUGGAUGUGGAGGAGCUUGAAAUGCUGUUGGAGGCAUAUUUUGUGCAAAUUGAUGGUACACUAAACAAACUAUCCACGCUUAGGGAGUAUGUUGAUGAUACAGAGGACUACAUCAACAUAAUGCUGGAUGACAAACAGAACCAUCUCCUGCAAAUGGGAGUCAUGUUGACAACAGCAACCAUGAUUUUGAGUGCAUUUGUUGUGGUUGCUGGUAUUUUUGGCAUGAAUAUCACUAUCGAGAUGUUUGAAAAUAAUCAAUUAGGGAUGUCAAGGUUCCUAUGGGUUGUUGGGGGCAGUUGCACUGGCAGUAUUUUCUUAUAUGUGAUUGCUAUCGCCUGGUGUAAGCACAAGCGCUUACUAGAGUAGUGAAGAGCCAGCUGUGGAUCUUUGUAAGAGGCCUUUUGAUUUCUAGGAUCUGUUCUGUAUUUAUGCUGGAUGAAUUUUACAGAGACAACUUUCUAUACAUCUUACUGUACUGGGUUAUUACCAUACAUAUGCUUGGAUGCUGUAAAAUAAUUGUUACAAUUUCUACAUGUUUUUGCCUACAUAUGCUUUGUCUUCUGUACAAUAAAAAUGUUACAAUUCAAAUAUAGAGCUUUGCUGGUAAAGUCCAA
Quercus robur (English oak) is the source of this 1817-nucleotide messenger RNA. RefSeq names its product magnesium transporter MRS2-3. NCBI's taxonomy places the organism in Eukaryota, Viridiplantae, Streptophyta, Magnoliopsida, Fagales, Fagaceae. The transcript has 6 exons. The record is from RefSeq and is a predicted model, not a curated record. Gene Ontology annotation, cellular component: membrane. The coding region runs from base 79 to 1569 and encodes 496 amino acids. Gene Ontology annotation, molecular function: magnesium ion transmembrane transporter activity. Gene Ontology annotation, biological process: magnesium ion transport; transmembrane transport.